Kluyveromyces lactis is the source of this 285-nucleotide messenger RNA. RefSeq names its product ubiquinol--cytochrome-c reductase subunit 8 (gene QCR8). The transcript has a single exon. Gene Ontology annotation, biological process: mitochondrial electron transport, ubiquinol to cytochrome c. The coding region runs from base 1 to 285 and encodes 94 amino acids. NCBI's taxonomy places the organism in Eukaryota, Fungi, Ascomycota, Saccharomycetes, Saccharomycetales, Saccharomycetaceae. The record is from RefSeq and is a predicted model, not a curated record.
AUGGGUGGUCCACAUGCUAAGGCUUACAUGGGCUGGUGGGGUAGUAUAGGUUCCCCAGCCCAAAAGGGUAUUACUACAUACACUGUUUCUCCAUAUGCUCAAAAGCCAUUGAACAACAUCUUCCACAACGCUGUUUUUAACACAUUUAGAAGAGUUAAGAGCCAAAUUUUGUACAUGGCUCUUCCAGCUGCUUUGUACUGGGCUUGGUGGGUCAACUGCAGAGACUACAACGCUUACUUGUACACUAAGGCCGGUAGAGAAGAAUUAGAAAGAGUUAACGUUUAA